UUGAACUUGCUCUGCAACGUUUCAAUUCUCGAUCAUCAUUUACAUUUCAGUACAACACAUCGGAGAAGAUGAAGUUCUUCUAUCAUUCCAUUCUUUUGUUCAUUUAUUUUUCUCCUCUAUUCAUUAACCCACAUGCGAGGUCGACGUUGUUGAAUGCUAGUCUUGUAAGCCAAGAAACAUGUAAGGAAGUGCUCGAUAGUACCAGAAGGAGCCUCGAACAAGUUACUACAUCUAUCUAUCAGAUCCUUGAUACAUUGCAAGUGCCACAGGGUACUCCUGAUUUUUGCAAGGCCUCUGGUGCUCCUAUACUAAUUGGUUCGACUGGACCUGACGACGUAAAGAUUCCGAAAACACCAAACGUCACUGUUUCACAAGAUGGGAAGGGAAAUUUCAAGCUGAUAAUGGAUGCGAUCAAAGCUGCACCGAGUCACUCAAAUAACCACUAUGUGAUACUUGUCAAGAAAGGGGUUUACAAGGAAUAUGUGAACAUCGACCAAACAAAAACGAAUAUAGUCUUGAUGGGAGAGGGUAAAGAAGCCACUAUCAUUUCCGGGAGUAAAAGCGUAGGCGGCGGUCAGCAAACAUUUGAUUCAGCCACAUUUGCUGUUAGUGCUCAAGGAUUCGUUGCAAUUGACAUAGGGUUUGAGAACACAGCAGGUCAGAAAAAUAUGCAGGCAGUGGCGGUUCUAUCCGCCGGCGACCACGCUGCCUUCCACCGGUGCAAGAUAACAGGAAACCAGGACACAUUGCUUGUGCAUGCUGGCCGCCAGUUCUUCCGAGAAUGCGAAAUCAUCUGCACCGUCGACUUCAUCUUUGGCUAUGGCACUGCUGUCUUCCAAAAAUGCAACAUUUACAUCAGGAAAAACAAGAUUGGUGGCACUAGCGUUAUCUCCGCACACGGCCGUAACUCCUCAACAGAAGCAUCAGGCUUUUCGUUCCACGAUUGCGCCAUCAAUGGUGACCCCCAGCCCCCUACAAACUCAAGUACUCAUGCAGGCGCGUACCUCGGUCGAAACUGGGGCACUUUUGCACGAACAGUGUUCAUGCAUUCAACUAUAAGCAAUGUUGUAAGGCCGGAGGGUUGGCUUCAGUGGCAGAGUGAUCCUGUAGACAAACUAUAUUUCGGUGAGUUCCAAAAUUCCGGCCCAGGUGCGGCGGAUGGAGGUCGAGUCAAGUGGCCGGGGUUUCAUCAGAUGACCGCAGCUGAUGCUGAUAAAUUUACAGUGGCCAAGUUUAUUGAUGGGAAUUCAUGGCUACCUGCGUUAGGUAUCCCAUUUUCACCAGGAGUGAAGCCAUCAGCGGAUCCGCCCAAAUGGGGGCUUGAAUAUUCAUCGUCAUGA
Fragaria vesca subsp. vesca is the source of this 1340-nucleotide messenger RNA. RefSeq names its product probable pectinesterase/pectinesterase inhibitor 44-like. Gene Ontology annotation, biological process: cell wall modification. Lineage: Eukaryota; Viridiplantae; Streptophyta; Magnoliopsida; Rosales; Rosaceae. The coding region runs from base 69 to 1340 and encodes 423 amino acids. The record is from RefSeq and is a predicted model, not a curated record. The transcript is spliced from 2 exons. Gene Ontology annotation, molecular function: pectinesterase activity; pectinesterase inhibitor activity.